Ctenocephalides felis (cat flea) is the source of this 339-nucleotide messenger RNA. It is a transcript of the gene Rpb12, whose product is annotated as DNA-directed RNA polymerases I, II, and III subunit RPABC4. The transcript has 3 exons. Bases 116 to 292 code for a protein of 58 amino acids. Gene Ontology annotation, cellular component: RNA polymerase III complex; RNA polymerase I complex; RNA polymerase II, core complex. NCBI's taxonomy places the organism in Eukaryota, Metazoa, Arthropoda, Insecta, Siphonaptera, Pulicidae. Gene Ontology annotation, molecular function: DNA binding; DNA-directed RNA polymerase activity; zinc ion binding. Gene Ontology annotation, biological process: DNA-templated transcription. The record is from RefSeq and is a predicted model, not a curated record.
AUGGUUAUUUAUCUAUGCCCUGCAGUUUUUUCGACUAUGAAAUGUCAACGGGGUUUCGAAGUUUAUUAUAGGUUUGAGAAGUUAAGCUUAUAUGUAACACUUUAAAUUUGUUAAAAUGUCAGAGCCUAGUUCAAAAGAAUCUGCAACUAAAAUACCUAUGGUAUAUGUUUGCGGAGAGUGUCACAACGAGAACGAUAUAAAGCCGAAGGAUCCUAUUCGUUGCCGUGAAUGCGGAUACAGAAUAAUGUACAAGAAACGCACUAAAAGAUUGGUUGUAUUUGACGCCAGGUAAUUUUAAGAAGCGGAAGAAGAUUUGAAGAUUUGAUUGAAUUUGAAGAU